Molecule: messenger RNA, 6708 nt
Organism: Anolis carolinensis (green anole)
Lineage: Eukaryota; Metazoa; Chordata; Lepidosauria; Squamata; Anolidae
Gene: fosl1
Product: FOS like 1, AP-1 transcription factor subunit
Exons: 3
Coding region: 5012-5923 (303 amino acids)
Biological process (GO): regulation of transcription by RNA polymerase II
Cellular component (GO): nucleus
Molecular function (GO): DNA-binding transcription factor activity, RNA polymerase II-specific; RNA polymerase II cis-regulatory region sequence-specific DNA binding
Source: RefSeq, a predicted model, not a curated record
ACUAUUAUUACUACUACUACUCUAUUAUUAUUAUUAUUAUUAUUAUUAUUAUUAUGACUCAAAGUGGAAUACAACAGAUCAUUGGGUUACCGUGAGUUUUCUGGGCUGCCUGGCCAUGUCCCAGGAGCAGCAUUCUCUCCUGACGUUUCGCCCACAUCUACGGCAGGCAUCCUCAGGGGUUGUGAGGUCUGCUGGAAAUUAAGCCAGUGGGGUUUAUAUAUACAUAUAUAUCUGUGGAAUAAUGUCCAGGGUGGGAGAGGAACCUCCAUAGGUAAAUAUGUGAAUGUUACAAUUGGCCAGCCCGAUUAGCGUUGAAUAGCCUUUCAGCUUCAAAGCCUGUCUGCUUACCGCCUAGGCAAGUGGGGUUUAUCUAUCUGUGGAAUAAUGUCCAGGGUGGGAAAAAGAAAGAACUCUUGUCUGUUGGAGGCAAGUGUGAAUGUUGCCAUUGGCCAGCUUGAUUAGCAUUGAAUGGCCUUGCAGCUUCAAGGUCUGGUUGCUUCCCGCUUGGGGACAUCCUUUGUUGGGUGGACUUUAUAUCACUGAAGCUUGGUCCACAUCUGUUUUUGGCUGGGUUCAGCGCUCUCAGGAUGCAGGUGAACUACAACUCCCACAUUCCAAGGCCAAUCACCCCCAAACCCUGCCUGUGUUCACAGUUGGCCAUGCUGGAUCUGUGGCCAAGUGUAAUCUAGAUCCGUCAAUGACUGUGUUCAGUGUUCUCUGGGUGCAGGUGAACUACAACUCCCAAAAAUCCAGGUCAAUUCCCACCAAAUCCCUGCAGUAUGUUGUUGUUCAUGGGUCUUCUCUGUGCCAAGUUGUGUCCUGGUCCAUUGUCGGUGGAGAUCAUAAUAUCUCUGGGUGCAGGUGAACUACAACUCCCAAAAAUUAAGGUCAAUUCGCCCCAAACUCCUGCUGUAUGGUCAGUUGUUCAUGGCUGUUCUCUGUGCCAAGUGUGGUCCCGGUCCAUUGCCAGUGAGGGGGGGGGGUCACAGUAUUUCUGGGUGCAGGUGAACUACAACUCCCAAAAAUCAGGGUCAAUUCCCCCCACACCCCUACAGUAUAUCCAGUUGUUUAUGCAUGUUCUUUGUGCUAAGUGUGGUCCCGGUCCAUUGUCGGUGGGGAUCACAGUAUCUCUGGGUGGGUGCAGGUGAACUACAACUCCCAAAAAAUCAGGGUCAAUUUCCUCCAAACUCCUGGUCAUUUCUGGUCUGUAGGUCUUUUGUAGGGUUUUGCCACCGCAAGGAGAGCCGCUGGGAUCUGGGCUUCGUUGUCGGACUCCCCUCCGAGUGCCAACCAAGGCCGGCCCUGCUUAGCUCUCGGGAUCGGAAGGAAGGAAGGCGUCUGGUGCAGGAUGGGCGGGGAUGUGGUGUUCUUGCUGUGUCAUCCCAGGGCUGUGUCAUCCCAAAGUGACUCAUCACGAGCAAGCAAGCAAGCAAGCCAGCGUCAGACCUAAGUCAGCCGCUUGCUAUCUUUACGCAGAUACCCUUACUGAUUGACUUCACAGCUACUCAGUGCUGUCCAAGCUUGCUAAAUGCAACAUCCACACUUGCUUUACACAGACAGGAGUUCUUUCUCUCACAGAUUCCAUAGAUAUAUAUAUACACACACUUACUACCUCUGGGCAGCUACCCUCACUGAUUGACUUUGCAAACUUGACGGCUACUCUAUUCCAACUUGCAAAUUGCAUACACACAAUUUACGAUUCGGAUAUUUAUCGGAUAUUUACAAUUUCCGAUUUGGAUACUUAUCGGAUAUUUAUGAUUUGUGAUUCGGAUAUUUAUCGGAUAUUUACGAUUUGUGAUUUGGAUAUUUAUCGGAUAUUUGCGAUUUGCGAUUAGGAUGUUUAUCGGAUAUUUACGAUUCACAAUUCGGAUAUUUUUCGGAUAUUUACGAUUCGCGAUUUGGGUAUUUAUAGGAUAUUUAAGAUUCGCGAUUUGGAUAUUUAUCAGAUAUUUACGAUUCGCAAUUCGGAUAUUUAUCGGAUAUUUACAAUUUGCAAUUCGGAUAUUUACAAUUCGCAAUUCGGAUAUUUAUCAGAUAUUAUCGGAUAUUUGCGAUUCGGAUGUUUAUCGGAUAUUUAUGAUUUGUGAUUCGGAUAUUUAUCAGAUAUUUAUGAUUUGUGAUUCAUAACAGUAGCACAAUGACAGUUAUGAAGUCGCAAUGAAAAUAAUUUUAUGGUUGGGGGGUCACCACAACAUGAGAAACUGCAUUAAGGGGUUGUGGCAUCAGGAAGGUGUUACAGGUUAAAGUACUGUAUAUACUCGAGUAUAAGCCUCAUUUUUCAGCUCUUUUUUUAAGACUGAAAAAGCCCCACUCAGCUUAUACUCAGGUGAGGGUCCUGGUUGGCUUAUAUUUGGGUCAGCUUAUAUGGUACAUUUAUUGUUUUUCUCUAUUAUUGUUGCUACUAUUACAUUUAUUUUACUCUAUUUUUAUUAAUAAUACAUUUAUUAUUUCACUCUGAUCUUAUUAUUAUUAUUGCAUUUAUUAUUUUACUCUAUUAGUAUUAAAAGGAUACAUAAGCACAUUUACAUUGAAGAAGAUGAGAAUAAUGAUUUGAUCAGAGUUGGACAGUCUUAUCUUAAAUUUGAGCUUUAUGUAAAUAUUCAAAAACAUUUAACCUACCGAUGCCUCAAUUAAUGUAAUUUUAUUGGUAUCUAUUUUUAUUUCUGAAAUUUACCACCCUCGGCUUAUACUGGAGUCAAUGUUUUCCCAGUUUUUUGUGGUAAAAUUAGGUGCCUCGGCUUAUAUUCGGGUCGACUUAUACUCGAGUAUACACAGUAUAUACACACACAGACACACACGCACAUACAAAUACCUAUGCACACAUACCUCUCUCUAUAUAUAUAUAUACAUACACACACACACACACAUGCAGAGUACAUACAUACCCUGUUUCCCCGAAAAUAAGACAGUGUCUUAUAUUAAUUUUUGCUCCCAAAGAUGCGCUAGGUCUUAUUUUCAGGGGAUGUCUUAUUUUUCCAUAAAGAUGAAUUCACAUUUAUGGUUGAAUUUUUAAAAAUGAAAAUUUAUUAUCUACUGUACAGUAGUUGUCAUCACAAAAUAGCAUAACCAAACUGUGAAUCCUUUCAAGAAUUUCUAUAUUAUAUUUUAUUGCUAUACUGUUUUAAAAUUACUGUUUUAAAUUUCUGUUUGUAUGUAAAUUUAUGUUGUUGUUGGGCUUGUCCCUGUGUAAGCUGCCCUGAGUCCCUUCUGGGAGAUGGAGGUGGGAUACAAGAAUAAAGUUAUAUUAUUAUUAUUAUUAUUAUUAUUAUUAAUAUUAAUAUUUCUUGUUACUACCUUUAUUUACAUGUACAACAAUCUAUAGUACGUACAUUUACCGAUCCUGCAUGCUUCCAAACAAAAACUUUGCUAGGUCUUACUUUCGAGGGAGGCCUUAUAUUUAGCAAUUCAGCAAAACCUCUACUAGGUCUUAUUUUCUGGGGAUGUCUUAUUUUCAGAGAAACAGGGUAUGCACUUAUAGAUACACACAUACACCCAUAAGCCGUGGAUGAUUGAGCCCGUGCGCUAAUUCUGCAUCCGUGUAUCCGCUGUGUCAAUGUUACUUUAUCCUUACUCCGUUACAGUGGGAGAUUCAGAGCGGCAUAGUUAACCUGUGUAACUCCUUGCUGCAGGACUUUGUCACUGCCAGCCUGGGUGACUCUAAAAGGGCAUUUAAUAAUAUUAUUGGGAAGAGGCCUUCCUAUUAGAGCAGCUGCUUUAAAAAUCUAGAGCAGGCAUGGGCAAACGUUGGCCCUCCCUCUGGGUGUUUUGGACUUCAACUCCCACAAUUCCUAACAGCUCUUGGGGUCGCUGUUAGCCAGAGAUGUCUUGAAGCUCGCCGGUUUUCAAUGCCUCAUUCUGGGAGUUGGGCAAAGUGACGUCAGCACCCCACGGAGGCCAGCAAGGUGUGCCCAGGUGCCCCAGGGCAGGGCUGCGGAUGCCAGAGGGAAGUAGGUCAAGGGAGAAGGGAAAGGGCACCGAGUGCAAGCCCUGGUGGGGAAGGCCAUCAAUCAGAAGGCCAUCACCGCCAUCAAUCAUUAACUCUCUGGCUGCAGGAUGAACUACAACUCCCACUAUGGUGCGUCAGUCCCCUCCAACCCCUCCAGGAGAAGGUUCUGUGUGCCAAGUUUGGGCCAGGUCCAUAAUCAAUGGAGGUCACAGUUUCUCCGAUUGUGGGCAAACUAUUAGACAUGUCCAAAAAAUCGUUUUGAAUCGUAUAUCGGAAUUAUUUCAGAUUGUUCUCGCUUUUUGAUACGCAUUCCGAGACAUUGUCUCACAGUGCAACCAGCAAUGUAAUUCGAACCAUUGUUGGCCCAUUCUCUAAUUGUCUCUUAAUGUUUCGUUAAUUUUUUUCCCCCAAAUUUUUAAAAUAUAUUUUAAAAAAUAUUUUAAAUUUUUUUUUUGUUUCUGCAACCUACCUAGAAUGGGAGCUUAGCGCAGCCUAACAUGGCUGCCGCUCCCCGGCCAAUCAAAAGAUUCCACGAUGGACGUAAAGGUGGGGGCUAGGGUUGAUGAGGAUAGCUCCUUUUUUUUUGGCGAUUGCGCAUGCGCGUCCGCCAUUUUAGAAAUAUUUAGAAUCAUUACGAAUUUUCAGAAAUAUCCGAAAUUUUUGGGUGAAAAAAUCGGAAAUACUUUCUAUAAUAAAGCGCCAGCGCCCCCUACUUUAGAAACGAGAAUUGAAACAUUUUUUUCAUCAAUCGGACAUGCCUACAAACUAUACAUUCCAGGACCUACAGCUCCUAGAAAUCAUGGUGAAUUCUCCCCAAACCUCUCCAGUAUGUUCAGUUGCGGAUCAAUUCCUCUGUUUGCUGUGUGCAAUAGAAAAGGGUGGGAAAGGGUUCUAGGAGAGGCAGUGGGCGGGGCCAUGCAAAUUCCACACCGAUUCAGAAACAUUGGGAUGCCUGUGGUGGAAGAAAAACAGGCUAUCUGGGAUGGAAUUAUCCAUGAAUGAAAGUCUUGACUUGGGUGGUGGGCAGGAUGGUGUUUGUGGAGGACAUUGGCAGGGCUCUUGGACAUGUUCAUGGCGCUCGCUACAACCUGCAAUGUUGAGUUGGCUGUUCAUCGUGGUCUUCCCUUCCCUUCCCAGAAGUACCCCUCAGACCCCGGUGCUGGGAGCAGCAGCAGAAGCGGUCCCGGUGGCCUCAUCCCCAACCUCAACACCAUUGCCACCAGCCAUAACCUCCAGUGGAUGGUCCAGCCCACCAUCAUGGGCGCCUCGCCUGGGAUCCCGCCGUACCCGCGGCCCUACCCCUGCCCGCACUACGGCCCCGGAGUCCGCCCGCGCGUGAUCCGCACCGCCGGGCCCUUGCUGGUGCCACGGAGGCGCCAUUCGGAGCAUGUGAGCCCCGAAGAGGAAGAGCGGCGACGGAUGCGACGGGAGCGGAAUAAAUUGGCAGCCGCCAAAUGCCGGAACCGACGGAAAGAACUGACGGACACCUUGCAAGCGGAGACGGACCAGUUGGAGGCCGAGCAAUCGGAGCUUCAGAAAGAGAUUGCGGAGCUGCAGAAGCAGAAAGAGCGCCUGGAGCUGGUGCUGGAGGCCCAUCGUCCAGCCUGCAAAGUCCGAGGGCAGUCGCCGAGCAAAGAAAAAGAAGUUGGCGAUCAGGCGGCAGCGACAACUGUCAAGCAGGAAUCCCCUCCGGGGCCCAGCAACCCCCGCCGGGCCGCCCCGGUGCCCCCCAGCAUCACCUUGCCCCCCAGCGGCCCCUUGGAGCCCGAAGCCCUGCACACCCCGACCUUGAUGUCCACCCCUUCCUUGACCCCCUUCACCCCUAGUUUAGUCUUCACUUAUCCGGCUCCCGGCGACCCUGAAACACUGUCCGGGUCGGGAUUCCCACAAGAGCCCUGCUCUUCUGCACAUCGGCGCAGCAGCAGUGGCGACCAUUCCUCCGAUUCUCUCAAUUCGCCCACUUUGUUGGCGCUCUAAGGGUCAGUCACUGGACAGUCACGGAGCCCUGGUUGUGCCGGCAUUGCUUCUGCCUCGGGCCAUGGUUUGCCCUUUCCCACACCCGCUUCUCUUGCGUUCGGACAUCGUUCUCAGCUGACCCAUCAAGGGACAUCAUCGUCCCGCUCCAUUCUGCGUCUGGUUCUGGGCAACAUGAUUCAACAAUUCGGUGUACAAAAUCUAUGUGAAAGGGAUCUAUACCUCUGACUGCAAGCCAACUGUGUGACGCUGCAGCUAAAAAGGCCAAUGCAAUCCUAGGCUGCAUCAACAGGAGUCCAGAUUGAGGGACGUCAUAGUCUGCACUUGGACUAAUACAACAUCUGGUUCUGGAGGAAACAAUUCAAGCAGGAAAUGGACAAGAUGGACAAGAUGGAAGGGUGGCCAAAGUCCUACGAACUAUAAAUCCCUAUCAGAAGUGGCCUAGGAAGCUAGAGAUGUUUAGAUUGGAGAAGAGGCGGCUGAGACAGGACACGUUUAAAUAGAAUGCUGGCCACUGACAGAAAUAAAAUAUCUGCAUUUUAUUCAUGUUAAAAUAUUGGAAAGGUUGUCACAUUGAAGACAGGGGAAGCUUGUUUUCAAUUGGUUUAUAGACAUAGGCUUCUGCCCUUCCUUCCUUGGUCUUUUUUAUAGUUUGUAAGCCACGAGGCAGGGUUUGAAACAAACAAAAAAUCAUAAUGAGAAGACAAUAUUUGUCUGAAAUGUGAGAUUGAAAAUGAUAGUCAAAAUGACAUAUAAUAAAUAUUAUAUUUCUAUAUAUAAAAGGAAAA